AUGGAGCCUCCUCCAUUUGUUGCCUUGAGUCUAAACUUUGUUGUUUUCAGCAUACUAGUUUGUGUAUGGAGAGUUCUGAACUACGUGUGGUUAAGACCAAAAAAACUAGAAAGAUGCUUGAGGAAGCAAGGCCUCAAAGGAAAUUCAUACAGGCUAAUGACUGGAGACAUGAAAGAUAGCUAUAUGAUGCUGAAACAAGCGCAAUCCAAACCAAUCAACCUCUCAUCCUGCCAUGAUAUUGCAGCGCGAGUCAUCCCCUAUGUGCAUCAAACUGUGAAAAAAUAUGGUAGUAAUUCUUUUACUUGGAAUGGCACCAGACCAAAGGUGAAUAUCACAAAUCCAGAAGAUAUAAAGGCAAUCUUCGACAAACAUGAUAAAUUUCAUAAGGUCGUAAACCCAAUUACAACUUUGUUAGUAUCAGGGUUUGCAAUCUAUGAAGGUGAAAAAUGGGCCAGACACCGAACUAUUAUCAAUCCAGCAUUUCAUGCACAGAAGCUAAAGGCUAUGUUACCAGCCGUUUUCGAAAGUUGUAGUGAUAUGAUUACUGAAUGGGUGAGAUUGGUUACUGAAAAGGGUCAAUGUGAGUUGGACGUGUGGCCUUAUCUUCAGAAUUUGACGGGUGAUGUCAUAUCUCGGACAGCAUUUGGAAGUAGUUAUAAAGAAGGACUAAAAAUAUUCCAACUCUUGAGGGAACAAGCAGUACUAGUAACAAAAGCCGCACAUUUGGUCAUUAUUCCAGGGUGGAGGUUUCUUCCAACUAAGUUGAACAAGAGGAUGAAGCAAAAUGCCAAAGAAGUACAAGAUUUACUCGAGGACGUCAUAAAUAAAAGAAAAGAGGCAACUAGGGGUGGUGAAGCAACUAAGGAUGACUUGUUAGGUAUACUUUUGGAAUCCAAUAGCAAGGUAAUUCAAGAAGAUGGGAACUCAAAAAACAUCGGAUUAAGUCGUCAAGACAUCAUCGAUGAGUGUAAACUAUUUUAUUUUGGAGGGCAAGAGACCACUUCAGUGUUGGUUGUUUGGACAAUGGUUUUGCUAUGUCAAAAUCCGAUUUGGCAAACUCGUGCGAGAGAAGAGGUUAUGCAAGUAUUUGGAAGCAAAAGACCAGACUUUCAAGGGAUGACACAACUAAAAGUUAUGACUAUGGUUUUGCGUGAAGUUCUUCGGUUAUAUCCACCAAUAGCUUCGCUAAAUCGAACCGCUUACAAGAAAACACAACUUGGAACAUUAUCAUUACCAAGUGGAGUUGAGAUAUCCAUACCCACAUUGCUUAUUCAUCACAAUAAGAAUUUGUGGGGUGAUGAUGCGGACGAGUUUAAGCCAGAGAGGUUUUCAGAGGGAGUUUCAAAGGCAACAAGGGGACAAAUUUCAUUCUUUCCCUUUGGAGCAGGUCCUCGCAUUUGCAUCGGUCAAAACUUUGCUAUGAUGGAAGCAAAAAUUGUUCUAUCAUUGAUUUUGCAACACUUCGUCUUCGAGCUUUCUCCAUCAUAUGCUCAUGCUCCUUCAUCCUUUAUAACUGUCCAGCCACAAUAUGGGGUUCAUAUCAUGUUAUACAAGCGCUAA
Molecule: messenger RNA, 1560 nt
Organism: Argentina anserina (silverweed cinquefoil)
Lineage: Eukaryota; Viridiplantae; Streptophyta; Magnoliopsida; Rosales; Rosaceae
Product: cytochrome P450 CYP72A219-like
Exons: 6
Coding region: 1-1560 (519 amino acids)
Molecular function (GO): oxidoreductase activity, acting on paired donors, with incorporation or reduction of molecular oxygen; iron ion binding; monooxygenase activity
Source: RefSeq, a predicted model, not a curated record